This is a messenger RNA of Penicillium cinerascens, 1479 nucleotides long. RefSeq lists its product as uncharacterized. The record is from RefSeq and is a predicted model, not a curated record. The coding region runs from base 1 to 1479 and encodes 492 amino acids. Gene Ontology annotation, cellular component: membrane. Lineage: Eukaryota; Fungi; Ascomycota; Eurotiomycetes; Eurotiales; Aspergillaceae. The transcript is spliced from 2 exons.
AUGGCAAGCACCGACAGUAUUUCCCUCGUGGACAACACUGUCCCGCAGCAACCUUCAGGUCUGGAGUCCCCUGCACGAGCUUCCCCAGUUGGUCGCCAAGGCAGCCUGACCAAGCAUUUGAGUCAUGUGUCUGUAUCGGGGCAACUUGCAAAGAGGAAAUACGCCAAAUGGCAACCUGACAGACUCGGCGUGUCGACUACCAACACAGAAGCCUCCCCGAGUAGGGAGUCGUCUCGAGUGCGUGGGUCGAUAUCGGGCGCAAGUUCGGCUGCAGGACCGAGUGGACUCUCCUCAUUAAAUGAGAACGGAACAGGACCCGGAACAGAAUCCAGAGCAGGAGAUGGAGCAGGAGACGUCAAUACAGUCGACUUUGGUCUAUCGCAAGGCCUGAGCCACACAGACACUUCCCAAUCCGCCGGGUUAAACCAGGAAACAACCAACACCGAAGGCUCCAAGCCGCGCUCGGAGCUGGAUAUCCUAUAUGAAAACCAGCGCGGUACUUUCUUCUUCGGUGUCCCCCUUUACUCCCAUAGCUCACUCCUGAACUUCGAUCCCAGUGCUUGGAUGACACAGGACAAACGUGACAGCGCGGUCAACAUAACCAAUGCGCAACUGCCAGACCCUAGUUGGGAAUGGGCCUGGCCGGCAUGGUACGUGGACAUGUCUGGCGAUGUGGACGAACAGGGAUGGCAGUACGCCUUUUCAUUUGGCUCGUCGCAGUGGCACGGCACGCAUCCGUGGUUUCACUCUUUCGUCCGGCGAAGACGCUGGGUCCGGUUGAGGACCAAAAUUCCUGAGAGACAUCAUCGGGGCCGCACGGACUAUGAGCGCUCCCAUAUGCUCAACGAGGACUAUUUCACUAUUCAUUCUUCGAAGGUGAGGAGUCGUGACCAAAGCGUGGCUGGGAUGAGCCGCGUCGAGUCCGGAAUUUUGAACCGCGUCAGCACCAAGGUGGAUGAGCAGGUGCAUCUGGAGGAGAUUGGCGAUAUUCCAUCUCUGAUAUACGAGUUGAAACUUGCUUCAAUUGAUCGAGAGAAGAUCGAUGCGUUGAAGAAGUUUGUGCAGGAUGGAGGCGAGGAGUUAUAUUAUUUAAAUGACAAGAUCCCCGAGAUCAUGUCAAUGUUUCUAUUCCAGGCUUCACGCUGGCAAUUCGUGACCUACCUCGUCGACGUCAUCCACCAACUAUCCAAACAAAUCACCGAGUCUGACGACGAGACCGACCGGGCUCAACGCAAGAAAGACAAUCUUAUUCGGGCAGCAGAAAGCGCCCGGUGUCAUAUUACCGGCCCAGAGGUCUUUACCGAUAAACAAGGCGAGUCGGCGACAGACCUACUUGACCUUACUCCCGUGUCUAGACAUGACAUUCUGCUUUCGAAGCGAGCACAAGCUACUGAUGAGUCUUUACAUGCUCUCAAAGGCAAGGGUAUCAAGGGCAUUCCCAAGGCAGCUCAGGUUGGCCGUGAAUGGCACAUCUACUGA